GAGGCGGGCUAUGGCCGUGCCCCUGACCCGCGGGUGCUGUGUUUGGGCCGAGGACGGAGCCGCUGGGCUCGGGGGCUCUGGACGGCCAGGCCUCCCGCUACUUCGCGGCGCUGGACUCCAGCGUGGGCGACCUGCGGCAGCGAGCGCAGCGCCUCAUCGACAGGGUGAACGAGAGCCGCAAGGAGGACCACAGCGUGAUGAGCGGCUUCCGCGAGAGCCUGCUGCUCAAGGUGUCCGACCUGGCCGAGCAGCUGGAGGAGCAGCUCUUCCAGCUCUACAGCCUGCACAACGAGCAGAUCCAGGAGCGGCUGCACGAGCUGGCCGAGGUGAUGGAGCGCGUGCGGCAGGCCGAGGCCGAGCUGCAGCAGGUCUGCCGCACCGUGGAGGCCGCCUACAAGGACCUGUGCCUGCGGCCCGAGGCGUGAGGGGACCCCCGAGCCCGCGGGGAGCCCCCAGACCGCGCGGGGAGCCCCCAGACCCCCCCCGGCCGCAGCCCUCCGUGCCGGCGGGCGUUACGGCUCCUUGGCGAGCAGAGAAAGGAGGAUUUCAGCCUAAAAUCGCCUUUUCCCGGGCUGUCGGUGUUUGGUUUGUAACACAAUUAAAAAUAAAAGAACAAAAGACCCCAAAGGGGCUCCAGAAGGUUCCUCCGCAGGGCCUCGCGUCGGCAAAGCCGGCCUCGUGCCGACACCCGGCCCCGGCCCGGCACUU
Oxyura jamaicensis (ruddy duck) is the source of this 708-nucleotide messenger RNA. It is a transcript of the gene SYCE2, whose product is annotated as synaptonemal complex central element protein 2. The transcript is spliced from 2 exons. Bases 198 to 425 code for a protein of 75 amino acids. Gene Ontology annotation, cellular component: central element. Gene Ontology annotation, biological process: synaptonemal complex assembly. Lineage: Eukaryota; Metazoa; Chordata; Aves; Anseriformes; Anatidae. The record is from RefSeq and is a predicted model, not a curated record.